ACACCCCGGCUGGGCUGCGUCUGAGAUAUGUCACAGGGAGUGGGAGGAGGAGGAGGGGGAGCCAGCGAGUGCGUGCAGUGUCCCAGGACCCUGUUUACUUAGCAUUCCCAGCUGAGGAAGCCCUGGUUUAAAUAGGAUCGGAGGAGCGGGCUGCCCGCAGCAGAUGAAGAAAUGGUUGCUGUGGGGCUUUAAAUUCCUGCCUUCCCAUGUGCUGGCGUGGAGGAUGAGCCUGCAGAAUGCCUUUCCUCCUGGGUCUCAGACAGGGAUGCUGAUCCUGGGCUGCAGUCUCAGGGAACAGGUGCUGAGUGAGGUGACCUCCCAUGAGCUGUGUGAUGAGGAUGGAAGGAUCACAGUGAGACCUUUGGCUCCCAGGACCAGCACCCCUUCCUCUGAACCCCUGGACUGCACUGAACAGCUGCUUUCCCUGGAUCUGCCUUCAUUUCUUCUUUGGGAGCCAGCAGCAUUGUAGCAUUGCAGAUGGACUGCCAAACACCUGGUAAAAGACAAGGAAACCUGCAUGGGUGUCAACAAUCAAAGUUACAUAUGUGAAACGGGCCACUGUUGUGGACAAUCCCAGUGUUGCAACUACUACUAUGAACUCUGGUGGUUUUGGCUGGUGUGGACCAUCAUCAUCAUCCUCAGCUGCUGCUGUGUUUGCCAUCACCGCCGCACCAAGCACCGCCUGCAGGCACAGCAGCGGCAGCACGAGAUCAACCUGAUCGCGUACCGGGAGGCCCAUAACUACUCAGCCCUGCCCUUCUAUUUCCGGUUUUUGCCAAACUAUUUGCUACCUCCCUAUGAGGAAGUGGUGAACCGACCGCCGACCCCCCCGCCCCCAUACAGUGCCUUACAUCAGCAGUGUGUCCCAGCAGGCAGCAGUAGCACAAUCCCGGACACACCCAGGACCCUGCAGCCAGCACAGAGCAGCUCUGCAGCACCCAGCAGCAAUAACAGCAGUACUGACAGCACCGGGGCGCCCGGCCGCGGGGACCCCGAGCCCUCCGGCACCAUGCUGGGAGAGAGAGCCUUCGCCAAAACGCAAAGCGUCGAGCCCGGCAGCACCAGCACGGGAGCCGAGCUAGUGGAGAGGGCCGGUCCUGAUAAGGAUACGGAGUGCAAGGAGGAACUGCUGAAAGGUUACAGCUCUGAGAGCUUAGAGCAGAGCAGCGCCAUUCCCGACGCCAAGGACAAGACCCCGGGCAGGCAGCGCCGUUUCACCGGCGACUCGGGCAUAGAAGUCUGCGUGUGCAACCGGGGCCAUCACGAUGACGACCUCAAGGAGUUUGACGGGCUCAUCGACGACGCUCUGGACGGGCCCCUGGACUUCUGCGACAGCUGCAGUGGCCGUCCCCACGGGGACGAGGAGGAAGGGCUUUUCAGUGCCACGGAGGAGCAGCACCGCGAACACAGCCACCACCACCUGCCCCGGCAGCCGGUGUGUGUACUCUUGAACACAAUAAAUGAGCAGGACUCUCCAAACUCUUGUACCAAUAACUCCCCCAGCUAAGGUGGCAGAGUGGAAGGGAGAAUCGGGGGAAAAAAAACAAAUAAAAAUGGAAUAAGAGGAUUAAAACUUUAACAGGAGGAAAAGGUGAUACAACCUUCUUUUUUUUGUUUAUUUUUCUUUCUCCCCUCCAAUAUAAUACGAGGACUAGACCUCGAAGGCCCAGCUUGUGGGGGAUGGGUCACUCUGGGUUUUGUUAAUCGUAUCUGCCCUGCUCCGUGGAGUGGGGACUGAUGUUUGUCAAUGAGACCUUCUAAAGAAUGGAAUUUUUACAACGGUGAUUUUGGUGAUGGUUAUUAUGAGUUUGUUGGUUUUAGUUUUCCGAAACACUGCUUUAUCUUGCAAUCAGUAAAACUCAGCAAAUCUCACCCUGGGAGGAUACCGGAUCACCAUAAGGCUUCAACCUCCAGGUGUCUUCCCAGAAGCAAGCAGCUUCUGACAGUGCCGGCAGUCAGUAGCCCAAGAGUUCUGGUUUGAUAUAGUGCUCUUGAGGCAUUGGGGAUUUCUUUUCAUCUUUUUUCCUUCUUUUUUUUUUUCUUUCCUGAUGUUAAGUUUCCCUGAAGCUGGUGAAUGCCCAAACACAUCAGCCCUGUAACCUCUGGUGCUUCAGUGUUUAAUACAGCAGGUAGGAAGUUUCCCACUUGAAGCUGGUGACUGAAGGACCAGUUUCUUCUAGAAGGAGUGUUAGUCUACCUUAGGCAGUUUGAAAAGAAAGGGUUUGCAGAAAUUUGCCUUUAUGUGUCAUUUUUAAACACAAGUGUGUUCCUUCAAUGCCUCCAAGAGCACAGUUAGCAGUAGAAUCCAGGCAGCUGGGCUGCCUUCCAAGUACUGUGGUCUCCGAAUGACCUUUUCCCGAUGUGCUGCAAAAGGGCUUGGCUUUAUUUUUGUCCUUUUUUUGCACCCCGAUAGCAGCACACUGGAGUUCAGAUGACAAAAGAACAGGGCUCUCCUUGGCCAGCGUGCCUUCAAGCUUUAGCGAUGCAUGUUGAACAAAUGGAGACGAGAGCUCCGUCCAUUGCGAAAGGGAUGAUUUACCUUGUAGAUGUGGAAGACCUGUGCAGUAUUUUUUUUUUAAUCCAAAAAUUUGGUGCGAUUCUAAUGAUGACCACUUAAAGAAAUGAAUGUCUGUUUUCUUUCUUUUCGGUUUUUUUUAUGGUGGCAACUGGCUACUGUAUAAUGUCUGUGAGCGUGUGUGUGUGACUGCAAUCCAUGCAUGCGAGUCCUACUGGUAAUAUGAAAACCUGCUGUAAGACUGCAAGAAAAUUUACUGUAGCUUUGCUUUAAUAAACAGUAGAGAUUUUGGUUAGUAACAACCUGAAGGAAGAAAAAAUAAAAGAAAAAAAAAAAAGGAAAAACUGAAACUAACAUUCCCUAGAGUGCUCAUGUGGAAUAGAGCACAGUUCAGACUAUGUAACUUGUUCUUGGGAUUUCUCCCCAUCCCUUUUAUAAUUAUGGUCGUCCAGAUCAUUACUGUUAUGGGGAAAAAAAGCAUUGAAACCUGAGCUUGGACAUACUCAGAUCUGAUUGAUUGAAAACCAAAAUCAGUUUUAACUAAGGUGGAAACCAAAAUAUAAUGCCUUUUCUGAUAACUUG
Serinus canaria (Common canary) is the source of this 3097-nucleotide messenger RNA. It is a transcript of the gene WBP1L, whose product is annotated as WW domain binding protein 1 like. Lineage: Eukaryota; Metazoa; Chordata; Aves; Passeriformes; Fringillidae. The record is from RefSeq and is a predicted model, not a curated record. The transcript is spliced from 5 exons. Bases 518 to 1507 code for a protein of 329 amino acids.